This is a messenger RNA of Anopheles aquasalis, 1432 nucleotides long. Its product is annotated as ejaculatory bulb-specific protein 3. The record is from RefSeq and is a predicted model, not a curated record. Lineage: Eukaryota; Metazoa; Arthropoda; Insecta; Diptera; Culicidae.
UCUUCGUCCACUGCUCAUCAUAAGCGACGAAAUGUUACUAGAAGUGUUUUUACUCUACCUCACCCUUACCAUCGCCGUAUCCGCUUCCCCCGAUGCCGGUGCGACCGAAACCUAUGUCACAAAGUACGAUAACAUAAAUUUGGAGCAAAUUUUCGCCAGUGAACGGCUGAUGAACAACUACAUGAACUGUUUGAAGAAAGUCGGCCCGUGCACACCCGAUGGCCAACAGUUGAAAGCCAACCUUCCCGAUGCACUGAUGAGCGAUUGCGCAAAGUGCUCCGAAAAGCAGCGCAUCGGUGCGGACAAGGUGAUCAAGUUUAUCGUUGCGAACCGGCCGGAUGAUUUUGCGACGCUCGAAAGUCUCUACGAUCCUACCGGAGAGUACCGGCGGAAGUACUUGGACCCGGACGGUACGAUUGUGAUGUCCCAGGGGGCUCACGGUGAGUCUCAACCUACGCCGACCACCGCCGAUGGUGGCAUUGAAGCGAAGGCCCACGCAACCGAGCAGAACUCAACCUCGUCUCAAGAUCAGGGCCACGGCGAUCAUGAAGGGUCAAUCGAAAGUGAGUGAAAACUGAGACGCCAACGCAGACAACGAAACGAGCCGCUUCCGAUAGAUCAUCAUAAAACCGACCCCACGCUCACACCAUCGCAGUCGCAGGCCUCCAUGUUUGCCUUCGCUUUGACCAAUUUGCUGUAAAACAGUGUACGCGUUGACGUGCCACUGCGUCACGUUUCCUGUACCGUAUAAUUUUCUACACGAUACACAACCAUCAAUAGUAGCAGCGAUGUUACCACCUCGAUCUACCCUCCGCGAGCAUCAAUCCGACUCGAGUCGACUCGCGACGCGUGCGAUGGAAUCCAAUUUCUCUCUAAUGAUCAAUGAGCAACGGGGCGGGGGAGGGGGGGCACCUCGCGAAAGGUCAAUACGUUUUACGUCCAGCAAACAAUCGGCUCGCUUCAAAAAGUCACCCAUUCCAUUUCAUGCUUUCAUAAGAAUGCCACUGUGACUGUCGCCACCUUGCCUCCGAUCCACACAUGGUCGAGUGGAAAGACAUUCCCACUCUUCUUACACUACUCGCAACGUCCGUCGGUGGAAAACUACUCGCGCCAACACACCAGACCGGCCACCACGAAACCGCCCGCUGAUGAUUCAUUCGUGCAGCCUCUGUGCGGCGAACAAAACGCUCGUGCACGAGGCGGAAAUGAAGAGGACGAAGAGGCAGCCACCAAGAAGCAGAAAGUAUGCAGCGAAAAUUGCAACCAUUUUUACCAACGCUCAAGGACGGACAGCAACCGGCGGUGAUCGAAGGGUACGCCGAGUGAUGCACCGAUGAUGACCGACAUUGGUGCUACCGUAAAGGCGUAUAAUCUUCGCAUUAGACAUCUCUUUUAACGAUUUGCCGCGUUGACUCACAUCCAGCGACAGCAC